AUGAAACUACAAGCUCGGAAUAACCCAGUCCUAGCGUUAUCACUGUCUGAAAAUGUUACGUUGUCCAAUACUAUGGCUUCACAGAAUCAUAAUGUUUAUGAUCCGCAGCAACAAGUUGGCUACGCAGGAUAUCCACAACAACCAGGUGGUUUCGCAGGAUAUCCACAACAACCAGGUGGUUUCGCAGGAUACCCGCAACAACCAGUCGGUUUCGCAGGAUACCCACAACAACAGGGUGCUUAUGGAGGUCAACAACCCUAUCCCCCAGCAUCCGGUAAAAAUUCACAACUUUAUUCGGAUCAAGGGCCCUAUGGAGAGCAGCAGUCAUAUGGGGAUGCUGGUGCACCACAAAUACCAUUUAUACCGCCUGUUCCAAAACCCUUUACUGCUGUAUCACAACCAAAAGAUGAUGAACAAGGUAAUGCCGAUUGGGGUAAUUUUAAUGGUCUUGAAAGUAAAGAAAUUCGACGCGUAUUUAUACGAAAGGUUUAUCUUAUCCUUAUGAUUCAACUUUCGGUUACAUUUGGAUUUAUUGCGCUAUGUCAUUUUACAGAAGAUAUUAAAACUUAUGUUAAAUCAGCGAAUGGUCGAUGGGCAUAUUGGGCAAGUUAUAUUGUUUUUUUUGUUACAUAUAUAACGCUGGCAUGUUGCCGAAGUGUUGGCCGAAGAUUUCCAUUAAAUUUAGUUUUAUUAUCGUUGUUGACCUUAUCUAUGUCAUAUAUGAUGGGCAUGAUAUCAGCAUUUUAUAGAAUUGAUUCUGUUUUAAUUGCUGUUGGAAUAACAGCAGUUGUUUGCCUUGCCGUUACACUAUUUUCAUUUCAAACAAAAUAUGAUUUUACAAGUUGUGUAAGUUAUUCAAUGGGAGUCCUUUUUGUUGUAUCAAUAGCAUUAAUGGGUUUUGGAAUUGUUUGCAUAUUUACACGUUCACAAUUCUUAGCCGUUGAUACACAAUUAAUUAUGGGUGGAAAACGUCAUGAAAUCAGUGCUGAGGAUCAUAUAUUUGCCUCAAUAAUGCUCUAUUUAGAUAUAAUCUAUAUCUUCAUGUUUCUUUUAUCGCUUUUCGGAAAACGAGAAUAA
Molecule: messenger RNA, 1077 nt
Organism: Didymodactylos carnosus
Lineage: Eukaryota; Metazoa; Rotifera; Eurotatoria; Philodinida; Philodinidae
Source: the annotation of a GenBank genome assembly